GUGUAUAUAAACCCAACAAAACCCACCAUUUUCUUCUAAUUCAGAAAAUACCCAAGAAAACUAAGCCAGGAAAUAGACAAAGGAUUGAAUGGGGGAAAAGCCUAGUGCUGCAAUAACUGAGAGGGUCUAUGAAGAACUUGAACCAUCAACAGAGUGGGUAGAGGAGGAAGAUUGGUACACUCUUCUUGUCUAUGUGUCUGGUUUCAAAAUACAACAACUAAAGGUUGAACGGGAUAAUACAAAUCAGAACCUGAUCAUCAGUGGAGAACGCCCACUCGAUCAAGCUAAUAACAAAUGGAUUCAUUUUAAGAAACAAUUUCAGGUUUCAACAAACUGUGACACCGAGAAAAUCAGUGCAAGGUUCGAUCGUGACAUGCUUUACAUCAAACUACCAAAACUGAUCACUCGUGCAGCAAAACAAGAUCAAGAAAAGUCAAGCAGUGAAGCUCCAGAGCCCCAAAAACCCGAAAAUGAUAAGCCACAACCCCAAAAGAAUGAACAAGAACAAGUUGGUCAAAAAACUGCUUCAAUGGCUGAUACAAAUGGGACGUCUAAUGGGUCGCAGGACACUUCAAAAGAGGUUGCUGAUAAGGGAAAGGGAUCAGUGGAUCACAAAAUGUCCGAGGGCUUCUUGGAGGAGAAGUCUUAUCGAGGAUAUUCCAGGGCACCAAAAAAGGUGAAAAAUAGAGGUACAGGUACAUCUCAAGAUCAAAAUAUGGGUGAAGAUAAAAAAAUGCCAAGAAAUACAAGUGCAAACUACGAAAAUGGUUCGAUCAAUGAUGGCGCGAGGAGGGAGAGAGGAGACUCUGGAAAGAAGGAUUACGGUGACAGGGCAACACUAGAGGGUGCAAAACUAAGGAUGUCAAGGAGAAUGAUGAACAUGGUCCUGAUAAUUCUAUUGAGUUUUGUCCUUGGUUUGUACUUAACAAAUUUAAUUAGGUUUUGGAAGAAAGAUGAAAAUUGAGGUUCCCAAUAUACCAUGAUGAACAUUUCAUGCAUGGGGUAUAUGUAUAUGGGAUUUGAUUAAAUAAAAA
This is a messenger RNA of Ilex paraguariensis (yerba mate), 1034 nucleotides long. The record is from the annotation of a GenBank genome assembly. Lineage: Eukaryota; Viridiplantae; Streptophyta; Magnoliopsida; Aquifoliales; Aquifoliaceae.